Molecule: messenger RNA, 1989 nt
Organism: Babesia bovis T2Bo
Lineage: Eukaryota; Apicomplexa; Aconoidasida; Piroplasmida; Babesiidae
Exons: 1
Coding region: 43-1974 (643 amino acids)
Source: RefSeq, a predicted model, not a curated record
GUCGAAUGUAUGUAGUUUACGAAGUUUGUACAACAGAAAGCCAUGGAACAAAACGAAGAACAGCCCAGGGUCGAAAGCCCAUGCACCCAAAAUGAAGAACCUGAAAUAGAAGAAAUAACACCAGAAGAACCAACACAACUAGAUGAAAAUGAAAGUUAUGUCGCAAUGGUCAACAGAUAUAUCAUGGGAAUACUCAACUCAACUUUUGCCAUCAGAAACAUACUGAUGUAUAGGUGUUGCAGAGAUACAGAAGAAGAGGUAAUAGAAGAAGUCAAAGACGAUGCAGAGGAUCCAGAUAGUAAAAUUGAAGCUGUAAGUAAAGAGGAAACUGCAGAUCCAGAGAAGCAAGAUGUUAACGUAGUUAAGCGUUCACAGGAAGAAAAUAAAAGACAGCUCAAUAUACCAUCCAUAGAUAUUGAGAAAAUAGGAACAAAUGAGGCAAUUGAGCAGAAUCAAGUAUUGAACGAAGUAAAAUUACCAAAAGGUGAAACGAGAACUGAAAGAGUUAUGCAAAUAUUCGUAGAAAACUCAAUCAUCAUGACAAAAGCAGCAAUGAAAGAAAAAAAGGUAAUAUUCGCAGAUAAAAUCUUGUGUAAUAUGCUGCAAAAAAUACACUUCAUCUACGGGGAUGAAGAAGAUAAAAGCACAUGGCACCCAUUGGUAAAUGUAAUGGAAAGGCUACCAAAAGAUACACCAAAUAGUAUCAAAGAAAUGAUAGAAACAGUAGCAAAAGAUGAAGCAUUCAUGACGAAUGCAGCAGAGAAAAUAUUCGUAAUUGACCUGUUUACGAAAUUUAACAUGACACUCAUGAAACAACAUAUACUCGACUACAAACAGCACGUAAUAGCCAAAUUAUGGGAAUCUUCAAUAGAAACCGCAGAAUAUGAAUCACGUCAAUCAAUACACACGGACGAUGGAAGCGGAAGGAAGAAACUCGACUCCAUAGAUAAACCCAGAGUGUCAUUCAGAGACGAAGUUGACGUAGCGGAAUCCAGCAAUGACUCACCAAGAGUAGUACGCCAAACCGAUAACGUCAGACUACCAAACACUGUCGAACUAAAUGAUAAAACACGUAGAGCAAGGACAUCAAGGUACCUAUCAUACGCAUCUAAAUUCAUGUACACCAAAAAGUAUACCAAGUUCGGACAACACUUUAGUAAAAAUAAAGUUAAAACCGCCGAUGGAUGGACUAAGGCGCUGUAUGGAUCUAUAGAAACAUUCUACAGAAGUGAGUCCGACGGAUCGAUAUCAGUCAAAGUUAGAGGAAAACUGCAUACAGACCUCAUCAGAGUUAUAUGCGUAAUCAACGAAACACAACUAUCAGCAGAAUGGAUACCGUUCCUUAAAGAAGCAUCCAACGUAUACGUAUACUCCAAAACAACAAAAGUAUUCAAACAAACAUAUGAAUACCCAGUCAUUGGCAUCAAGCAAACCUCGGUCUUUGGAAUCGCAAUCAACGCAUUGGACGAAUCAGGAUGCUUCAUACUAGGAUGUAGAGCACCACCAGAAACUAAAGAAGAUGUUGAUAACCUCACAAAUAUACUCAAAAAAGGUGGAAUAAAAGAUACGGAAUCAAUAGUGGCAUUCAGAAACAAUAAGUGCAUACUCAUGGGACAGGAAAUAGAACCUAUAGAACAAAAGUACAGACAAAAGUCAGCAGAACUGUGCUUCAUGCUAUACCCAAUGCAAAAUCACACGCUGGUAGAACUGAACGCCAAUAUUAUACCGGAAGUAAGACUAGUACCACAAAGAGUUAUCACAUACAUCAUCAAAAAGGUUAUCAUCACACUCUUCCAAAAAAUCGCACAAAUCAGUAAUAACUUCCAAGAAUCACCAUUCGCAAAACAAGUAGAACAAAAUCGCGAAUUCUACGCAUGGGUAGAAAGAUUAUACGCCAAAUACAUGGGCAAUGGAGAUCGACAGAAUUGCAACGUCAGCAUUAGCACAUACGAUGGUAAUGCCGGAGAAGAAUAAACACUAACUUAUACG